AUGGGGCGUACUCUUAUCGUAUUCGGAGCUGGUUCUGGCAUCGGUGACAACGUGGCUGCGGAAUUCGCUUCCAAGGGCAUCGACCAUAUUAUUCUACUCUCCCGUAACACAGAACGACUGCAGAAUGAAGAUGCGCCUUUUGUCUCGAAAGGCACCUCUUCCAUCAAAGUUGAUACUCUGCGUAUCGAUCUUUCAGAUCUCAAAUCCAUUCCAGGUGUGCUCAAGGAACUUGAUAGCCUAACCGAGGGUGAGGAUGUCGAAGUCAUUUUCUUCAACGCCGCACGCAUCAAGCCAGGGGAAGUCCUGGGAGUAGACGUUGAAGAAAUCGAGGAGGACUUCAAGACAACCAAUCUAUCUCUCUACCUAAUCUCACAACAUUACAUUCCCAAGCUCCAGGCCCUCGCCAAAUCCAAUACCUCUCUCAAACCUGCUCUUCUUGUCACAAGUAGCCACCCGCCAUGGGAUCUCAUUCCACAGCUUCUUUCACUGAGUCUGGUCAAGGCUGCGCAGAAGAACAUGGUGGACAGCUUCCGUCGUUAUUUUGGCGACAGUGGUAUUCAUUUCGGCUUGAUUCACGUCGAAGGAACUGUAGCUCCUGAGAACAAAGUGCUGAACCCUGGGACAAUCGCCAAGAAGACACUGGCAUUUUGGGAGAGUGGAAAGAGAGAAUGUAUCAACAUCAGAGAGGAGUGGUGCAGUGUUGAUGAGAAAAGAUUCGAAUGCUAUGUUACCCAUUUAAAUAAUGUGUCCAAUCAAGCUUGUUGUCCUACAGCAGCCAGAAUAGAGAAGUGUGGUCUGCGGAAGUUACGCCCUUUCUAUCAAUCAUUCGUCUUGUCGGACUCAAGCAUUUACACAUCCGGCUUACAGAGCGCUCCUCUUAUCUAG
Messenger RNA from Bipolaris maydis ATCC 48331, 885 nucleotides. RefSeq lists its product as uncharacterized. NCBI's taxonomy places the organism in Eukaryota, Fungi, Ascomycota, Dothideomycetes, Pleosporales, Pleosporaceae. The record is from RefSeq and is a predicted model, not a curated record.